GUCAACCCAUCAACUUGACAGGAGUUUGAAAUCUCAGCGCUCCGCCCCCUAAAAAAACAAUCGGCCCCGCCCACCCACUUUGUUCACGUGACAGGCCGUCGCCCAGGUUGUGUCGAAAGCGUCCUGGUGUUAGCAUUUUACUGACUGUAGGGGAAACUAGCAAAAGCGACAUGGAAACAAUUUAGCCGACUUCUAACAUAUGGAUUUACUUGAUAAGGAAACACUUGAAAUGAAGGCUUUGCUCACGACGUGCCUGCCGGUGCGUGAAGACGUCAGUUAUCACGGCUAACAAAACAUUAGCCUGUUAGCUUACCGUUCAAACUUUGACGGACAACUGAGGCGAUCCGCAGGCUACUUGCUAAUGCUUCCUCUGCAGUUUACUACUACUACUCGAUCAUAUAAGGUGACGUUUUGUUUGGUUUCUCUUGUGGUUACGCUACGUGAGCAUCGCCUUAGCUUUAAAGAUACCGACCACUGAUUAAUCGUUUUACCUAAAGUGAGCUUAACUUUACGAAGUAACGUCCGCUAUUUCAAUCCAAAUUAACCUUCGUUUGUUUGCUAAUGCUAGCCAUAGCCCGUAAACUGUCCAACUUUGUCAGCAACUAACACAUAUUCAAUCAGACAUCGAAAGUUGCUAACUUCCUCCGCACAGAUGAUAGAGGAGAGUGGACAGAUUGUUUUUUAGCAGCCAAAAACUCCAUUGUAUGUGUGUGUUUUUAAAUUAGUUACCGAUCGAUUAUGCAUAAAUUCAGGAUGAUAAAGCCAGGGGGAUCAGGGAGACUGCUUUGUGUCAGAAAGAACACCGUCCGGUUUUCCGAUAAUCUGUGAGCAUUUCGCAAUGCAGCAUCUCUAGAUAUCCAUUAAUAGCGCGUAUCUGAGCGUGUUUAUUGAAGUUGGAUACGGUUGGUGCGGAGCUUCAUUCAAACCGGUUCAGCGUGUAGUCUUCACCGGUGGAGUGAUGUCUGGAGACGCGUCAGAUAGCAGUGAUGAUUCCGAUGGGAAAACCAACGAGAAGACCUCAACUGUUAAGCAUCAGAUCACUAAUGCCAACCUUACAGGUCACACGGAGAGGGUCGGGAUGGAGAACUUUGAACUUCUGAAGGUUUUAGGCACUGGAGCCUAUGGAAAGGUGUUUUUGGUCAGGAAGAACAGCGGUCAUGAUGCGGGCCAGCUCUAUGCCAUGAAGGUCUUAAAGAAAGCGGCGAUCGUUCAGAAGGCAAAGACGACAGAGCACACGCGCACUGAGAGGCAGGUUCUGGAGCACAUCCGCCAGUCGCCCUUCCUGGUCACGCUGCACUACGCCUUCCAGACCCAGAGCAAGCUGCACCUCAUCCUGGACUACGUGAGCGGUGGGGAGAUGUUUACCCAUCUGUACCAGCGGGAUCACUUCUCCGAGGAUGCGGUGCGGAUCUAUAUCGGAGAAACAAUCCUGGCUCUAGAGCACCUGCACAAGCUUGGGAUCGUGUACCGAGACAUCAAGCUGGAGAACAUCCUCCUGGACAGCGAAGGCCAUGUGGUAUUGACAGAUUUUGGGCUCAGCAAAGAGUUCCUGGAGGAGGAGAAGGAAAGAACUUACUCUUUCUGCGGCACCAUUGAAUACAUGGCUCCAGAGAUCAUCAGGGGCAAGGCGGGGCACGGCAAGUCUGUGGACUGGUGGAGUCUCGGGAUCCUGAUGUUUGAGCUCCUGACAGGAGCGUCUCCUUUCACCCUGGAAGGAGAGAGGAACUCCCAAAGCGAGGUGUCAAAGCGGAUCUUGCGCUGUGAUCCUCCUUUCCCCUCCAUGAUCGGACCCGUCGCUCAGGACCUUCUGAAGAAGCUGCUGGUGAAGGAUCCUCACAGACGACUGGGCUCUGGCCCACGAGGAGCCGAGGAUAUCAAGGCUCAUCCUUUCUUUAAGGGACUGAACUGGGAAGACCUGGCGAAGAAGCAGGUGGCCGCCCCCUUCAAGCCAGAGCUGAAGAACGAGCUGGACGUGGGCAAUUUUUCCGAGGAGUUCACUGGGAUGGAUCCCGUCUACUCUCCGGCGAGCACGCCCCCGAGCACAGACCGGCUGUUUAAGGGCUACUCCUUCAUCGCUCCGUCCAUCUUAUUCAACAAGAACGCCGUGAUGGGAGACUUUGUGGAGUCUCAGGUCAAAGUGGAGCGCCCGGCAUCGGCUUCAGUCCAGCGCAGUGCCAUGUUAGAGGAGUCUCAGUUCUUCCUGCACUAUGACCUGGACCUGCAGGGGCCGCCGCUUGGCGAGGGCAGUUUCUCCGUGUGCAGGAAAUGCAGACACAAGCAAAGCGGCCACGAGUACGCCGUCAAGAUCGUCAGCCGCCGAAUGGAGGCAAACACUCAGAGGGAGAUCGCUGCUCUGAGGCAGUGUGAGGCUCACCCCAACAUCGUCAAGCUGUACGACGUCUACACCGACCAGUAUCACACGUAUUUAGUGAUGGAGCUUCUUCGAGGCGGGGAGUUACUGGAGAGGAUCAAGAGGAAGAAGCUGUUUGGGGAGGCCGAGGCCAGCCAGCUGCUGCAGAGCCUGGUGUCAGCGGUCAGCUUCAUGCAUGAAGCCGGAGUCGUGCACCGGGACCUGAAACCAGAGAACGUGCUGUUUGCAGACGAGGGGGAGGACUCCCCUCUGAAAGUCAUAGACUUUGGGUUCGCCCGGCUCUGCCCCGCCGGCAGCGCCCCCCUGCAGACUCCCUGCUUCACGCUGCAGUACGCAGCGCCGGAGCUUUUCGAAAGAGCUGGAUACGAUAAAUCCUGCGACCUGUGGAGCCUCGGCGUCAUCCUGUACACCAUGCUGUCGGGGCAGGUGCCGUUCCAGAGCGAGCAGCGGGGAAUGACCUCGUCAUACGCCGCAGACAUCAUGCAGAAGAUCAAGGAGGGAGAUUUCUCGCUGGACGGAGAUGCGUGGAAGGGUGUAUCGGAGGACGCCAAAGAGCUCGUGAAAGGCCUGCUGACUGUGGAUCCGGAGAUGCGCCUCAAACUCUCGGACCUGAAGGAGAACAGCUGGCUGCAGGGCGGGGCCUCGAUGUCCACCACGCCUCUGUGCACCCCCGAUGUGCUGGAGUCCAGUGGACCGACUGUCCGCACUUACGUCAACGCCACCUACAAGGCUUUCAACCGCUGCAAGAGAGAAGGCUUUUUCCUGAAAAGCGUCGACCACGCCCCCCUCGCCAAACGCAGAAAGCUGAAGAUGACGAGCACGGGCGUGGAGACUCGAUGGAGCUCCUCCUCGUCCUCCUCCUCUUCUUCCACUUCCUCCACCGCCUCCGCGGCGGCGUCCAAGGAGCAGUCGAAGCAGCCGGUGACUCCCAAACAGAGCAAGGCCAAAUGAUGGAAUGAAUGGGUGCCCUCUAGUGGUCAGUUCCAAACAUCGUCCCUUUCUCCUCCAGUCGUCUGUAAAGCAGAGGAGCCUCAGCGCUUGCUAAGUACAAUUAGCACAAUCAAGAUGUGCUGCCUGGAUUUAUUGGGGAAAAAAUGAGCCAUUGAAUGCAGCAGAAGCGGUUAGAAUGUGGAUCGGAGUAGAUCGCAGUUUUUUAAAGAACUUUUUCAAAAAGGUAUUUUUGAGUGGAGUUUCAGCUGUUUGCACUAUUUGUAGAGAAUGAUCAAAGAGAUCCCCAAAAAUGAAACAAACCCAAGUAUCUAUCAGUGAGGGGACCGUAUGGUAUUUGAGGAUUUUUUUUUUUUUUUUUAAACUGUGUUUUUUGGUUUUUCAGUUUAAAACACCUGUACACUACCACGCCUACAGGUCACUGCAAACACCACAGAGAGUUUUUGCUACACAUCACACACCCACAAAUGACUUUAAAGUAAUUAAGGAAAGAGUUUGGGAAAAAAAAAAAACCUUCUGUAUAGAACUCUUAUUGUGGCGGUCCAGAAAAAGCAACAACAAAAGCAUGAUCAUUUUUUAUUUAUGUCAAAUGAAACAAUUUUUUCCAAUGAGUGUUUGAUCUGCCUUAAAUCCAUUCACCACUUCUAAACAGUGUUGCUGUUCUCUGUGCCAUUGCAGCCUGGUUUGCUACAAAGAUCAUCUAUUUGUAACGAUGACAGGCUUGAUUUUUUUUUUUCUUUUCCCUGAGGAGGGGGUGUUUUUUUUGUUAAUUUUUUAAUCUGAUGUGAUAAAGCUUUGAAAUGGGGACAAUUCAGAAUGAGACACUUAAUCAUGAACUUUUAGGAGACCCUCCUGUGAAAGCGAUGUGCACAAACACACAUCUUGAUUUUCUGCAAAAACAAACAAACAUGUAUGUCAAAUAGGUGUUUUAAUGAUUUUAGUCUCUGACUGUAAUGUUUAUUUUUGAUUGUUGCUCGGAUUAAUGAUUAGUUGAAAACAUUUUGGCUUUAAAGGUGCUUUCCUUGUUAUUUAUUACGACGUCAUUGGUCGGUUGUGGGAUUCUUAUCAUUUAGCUUUCGUGUGGUGCAUGUGCGUGUGCAUGUGAGAGCUGGAGUGACGCUCAGACUUCUGCAGAGAUUCUCACACAAGACGAGGCGUGACUGCAACUUACUGUAUUGCUUCUUUUUUUAUUGCAGAUUCCACCAAUGUCAUUUUAAAGGUAACUUGAUUGUGUCUGAAAUUUGAUGUUUUUACUUAACAGUCUUUUUUUUUGGUGUUUAUGAUUUUUGUCCUCGGUGAUAUUAUAUUUUCUUAUGUUUUUUCAGAAUUGCUGUUGUAUUGAGAUGCACUGUCACUGAUGUUGUAACUGGGAAUUUCAUUUUUGCACCAAGUUUUCUUUGAUCGGUGCAAAUAAACAGUACUUUAAAAAGGA
Messenger RNA from Oryzias melastigma (Indian medaka), 4751 nucleotides. RefSeq names its product ribosomal protein S6 kinase, polypeptide 4 (gene rps6ka4). NCBI's taxonomy places the organism in Eukaryota, Metazoa, Chordata, Actinopteri, Beloniformes, Adrianichthyidae. Bases 959 to 3322 code for a protein of 787 amino acids. The record is from RefSeq and is a predicted model, not a curated record. The transcript is spliced from 18 exons. Gene Ontology annotation, molecular function: protein serine/threonine kinase activity; ATP binding; magnesium ion binding. Gene Ontology annotation, biological process: intracellular signal transduction; protein phosphorylation; regulation of DNA-templated transcription.